CGGGGUGGCAGCGGUUCCGCCGGCGAGACCCGGCCCGCAGCCCCGGCUCCGGGGCGGCGCGGGAGCGAGAUGCUGGAGCUGAGGCACCGCGGAGGCCGCCCGGGCCCCGGGGGAGCGGGGGCGCCGCCGCCCCGCGAGGGAGAGGCGGCCGGCGGCGACCACGAAACCGAGAGCACCAGCGACAAGGAAACAGAUAUUGAUGACAGAUAUGGAGAUUUGGAUUCCAGGACAGAUUCUGAUAUUCCAGAAAUUCCACCAUCCUUGGAUAGAACCCCCGAGAUUCUCAAGAAAGCUCUAUCUGGUUUAUCUUCAAGGUGGAAAAACUGGUGGAUUCGUGGGAUUCUGACUCUAACUAUGAUUUCCUUGUUUUUCCUGAUCAUCUAUAUGGGAUCCUUCAUGCUGAUGCUUCUGGUUCUGAGCAUCCAGGUGAAAUGCUUCCAUGAAAUUAUCACUAUAGGUUACAGAGUCUACCGUUCCUACGACCUACCGUGGUUUAGAACCCUAAGCUGGUACUUUCUACUGUGUGUAAACUACUUUUUCUAUGGAGAGACUGUAGCUGAUUAUUUUGCUACGUUUGUACAAAGAGAAGAGCAACUUCAGUUCCUCAUUCGCUAUCAUAGAUUUAUAUCAUUUGCUCUCUAUCUGGCAGGUUUCUGCAUGUUUGUGCUGAGCUUGGUGAAGAAACAUUACCGUCUGCAGUUCUAUAUGUUCGCAUGGACUCAUGUCACUUUACUGAUAACCGUUACUCAGUCACACCUUGUCAUCCAAAAUCUGUUUGAAGGCAUGAUAUGGUUCCUUGUUCCAAUAUCAAGUGUUAUCUGCAAUGACAUAACUGCUUACCUUUUUGGAUUUUUUUUUGGGAGAACUCCGUUAAUUAAGUUGUCUCCUAAAAAGACUUGGGAAGGAUUCGUUGGCGGUUUCUUUUCCACAGUCGUGUUUGGAUUCACUGCUGCCUACGUGUUGUCCAAAUACCAGUACUUCGUCUGCCCCGUGGAAUACCGAAGCGAUGUCAACUCCUUUGUCACGGAGUGUGAGCCCUCCGAACUUUUCCGGCUUCAGAGUUACUCGCUUCCGCCCUUUCUGAAGGCGAUGUUGAGACGGGAAACGGUGAGUUUGUAUCCGUUCCAGAUACACAGCAUCGCUCUUUCAACGUUCGCCUCUUUGAUUGGCCCAUUUGGAGGCUUCUUUGCCAGUGGAUUCAAAAGAGCUUUCAAAAUCAAGGAUUUUGCAAACACCAUUCCUGGACACGGUGGCAUAAUGGACAGAUUCGACUGUCAGUAUUUGAUGGCAACUUUUGUGCACGUGUACAUCACAAGCUUUAUCAGGGGUCCAAAUCCCAGCAAAGUGCUGCAGCAGUUGUUGGUGCUUCAGCCAGAACAGCAGCUAAACAUCUAUAAAACCCUGAAGACUCAUCUUAUCGAGAAAGGAAUCCUGCAGCCCACCCUGAAGGUAUAACUGGACCCAGAGGGGGAGCACUGGCCGGAAGGAAUUCUUCAGAGCAGCACUGACAGACGCAGUCUUGUAACUGUACAGAACAGUGGUUGGAAAUGUAAUAGAUUUAAGUUUUUGCAGACAUGAAUGUUCCUCUCUGAAAUUACUGUGAAUGUUUACCAAACACUUACUCGGUCUAAGUUACAAAAUAAGUAGCCAGUUGCCAGCAACGUAUCCUGUACUUUUUCUGAAGUGUGUUUUCUGAUGUGAACUUCCUUCCUCUUCCUUGCUGGGUCUCGGAAUUGAAAAGACUUGUAUUUCAAAGAGUCGAGCACUGUAAAAUGCAUAAGUUGAGGAUGUCUUAAAAUUGCACCCGGCAGCCUGCCUGUUUGCACAAAUAUUUACAUUUGCACUUGGAGCUGCCCGUAAUUUUAGCAAAAUGUUUGGUGUAAGGCACAACAGGAAGUCAGUUCUGCUGCGCUUCCUCCGCACAGUCUGAAGUAUUUUCUAAAGGGCUUAGUUGGAUCAAAAAAAAAAAAAAAACAUUGUCCACUUUUGAAAGCAGUCCUCAUUUGCCAGGGGGAAACAUUCUGCUUUAGGUAGCUUCAGAGUCCAGGAGAUACUGUCCUCAAGGUAUAGGGGAAAAGAAAAGAAAAUGCAGGAGAGGGGGGCUGAAAUUUCUGCCAUUUAUUGGUCUGUUAGAAAGAGCAGGCAUCAAACUCUACUUCUGAUAAAAUUGUUUGGAAAACCACAACCUCGCAAAAAACUCAUGAAGAGAAACAAAGAAUUCUGCUGUGAAGAACACCGUGGACGGGUCGUGCACGGGUCUCUGCAGAGGACAGGGGCUCGGGAGGCAGCCUGAGACAAGGACACGCGGCCUGGGUCUCCUCUCCCCGCUUCCCCGAGAACCAGCUUCCAGUAAGUUCUGCAGCCACGAGCACAGGCAGGCCCUCACCGCGCGGGGUCUGGAGUGGAGGGGCGGCCGUCCCGCCCGGCAAGAAGGAAGACCCGCCUGGAGACCCAGGCCCAGCCCAGCCUCCCGGUGGCAGCUGACCUUUGCCCUGUUGCUCCUUCGCAUCAUGUCACAAAGUCUGAGGACAUCAGCUGAUGAUUUUUUUCUUCUAAGAAUGGAAAUCAAGCAGAAGUGAUUCCUACCAAGAACAAAAAGCACACAGAUGCCAAACCUUCCCUUUCUUUCGCGGGCUGGACACCUGUCACCAGGUGAGACUAAAUUUCUUACCCGUGGACGCAGGCAGAGCUGUCGCUGUGCCCUGCACGGCCGUGUUUACUGUACUGAGCACUCGGCACUGACCCUCCAGAAAUCGCCCGUGCCGCUGGGUCCGUGUUCAGAGGGGAGAAAUAGAUAUAUUUUAAAGAGUGUUUUGCUAAUGAAAAGAGUAAAUAUUUUUGUUUGAAUCAGCAACAAAUUUCAAUUAUUGUAUAUUUCCGUCCGGCUACUACACCUGAAACGAAAGAUGGCGAGUGUGCCCGGGUCGCACACCUGCGGCCUCACCCCCCACAUGUGCUCUGUGGUCACGGCAGCCACGCGGCACCGAGAGUCUCGUGUCUUGGUCCGGCCUGUGCCCGCUUGCUCCGUCCCCCCGGCUGUGCUCAGCGCAUUGCACACUAUUCCAUGAACAUCGAGAACUGGCGUUGGAAAUGUCGUUAGAGGCGGGAAUGAUGACUUUUAAAACCAGGCAAGCACCAAGUUAAUCUUCAGCAUCUCACAUUUUCUUCCUUGCCUCAUCAGCAGCUUCAGAAGUUGAUCAUAAAGGAACUUAGGAUCCCAAAGUUUAAAAGAUAGAAUGAAAAUUUUGUGACAGGAGCUUACCUUAAAAAUUCAGUCGUCUGCACAAGAACUCGUCGGGAGAGUCCCAGACCCCUCUAUGUUUUUAUUUAAAGUAGUUGGUGAGGUGUUGAGGCACAGAAUUAGAGCAUUACUGAAUACAUGUAUUAUAAAAUCAAUAUUAUAAACAAAACAGGUUAGAAAUAUUUGGGGUCACGAACAGCGUUUCUCAAAUAUGCUUUCUAAAAGUGGAUGUACAUUAUUCUAUAUGUAAAAAAGUAAAUUCCUAAUUUUAACAGAGCUCUAAAGGUUGAUCUUUUUAGUGUACUUUUAUAGCAUGUAUAUUAAAAUAGAAUAUAUUUUAGCAAAAGAUUGCCAUAAAACCCUGACUUUGAUCACUUUUGUAUUUGCACUGUGAAGAGGGCCUAGAUUGCAGGUAGCAAUGCAGUGGUGGAGAAAUGCAUAACCGGGAACGCCUUCCACUGCAGUGGCUCAUUGCUGCAGAUUUGCUGGUUUUGGAGGCGCUCUCCUGGUACCGACUGCUUGACUUUUUAACCUGCGGGACGCAAAUGUUCCUCAGCGCGCUUUCGCCUUGUGCGUGUGCGAUUACUACUGAGAGUAAAGAGACCACACACCCCCCCCUUUCAUUUGUAGUAUCUCUCCAUUUGCACUUUGGUUAGAACAAAGAAUCACCUUGUUCAAAAAGGAAAAAGCAGAAACAGUUUAUAUAUACCGUGUAUGGGUGGCAGUUUAUAUGUGUCAAUCGGUUCUCUGAAUCUUUUACUGAAACGGAGAUAGGAAAAUAAAACUGAAACAAAUCAUA
Molecule: messenger RNA, 4040 nt
Organism: Lemur catta (Ring-tailed lemur)
Lineage: Eukaryota; Metazoa; Chordata; Mammalia; Primates; Lemuridae
Gene: CDS1
Product: CDP-diacylglycerol synthase 1
Exons: 13
Coding region: 70-1455 (461 amino acids)
Cellular component (GO): endoplasmic reticulum membrane
Molecular function (GO): phosphatidate cytidylyltransferase activity
Source: RefSeq, a predicted model, not a curated record